CUGAGGAGUGUGGCCGGAGGCAUGGGACCGGCCCAGCUGGAGAGGCCCGCGGGCACCUGUGCCGCGAUGGGGCUUUGGAGCUGACCACAAUGCUGAGCAGGAAGAGGCAGCUACAGGGAGUGGCGGCCCAGUGACCAGUGGCCCAGUCCUCACCUGGGUCCUCUCGCUGACACUAGUGCGGUUGCUUUGUCAUUCGGAGCCACUGAGCCAGCUUCUGACAGGACAAGGUGGAGCAGACCCCCCACAAUCAGCACAACCUGGCAGAACCUGGGGUCCCAGCACAGUCCGCCCGGCUCUCCAAUCGCCAAGAGGAUGAAGUGGACCUGGAAUCCCUGAUGAAGGGCAUGAACUCAUCCUUGGAGAGCUUACACUCAGCCUGUGGCAUGCAGUCGGACACGGUACCCCUGCUUCAGAAUGGCCAGCAUGCCCGCAGCCAGCCGCCAGCCUCGGGAGCGCGGACCCUGCAGCCGCAGGCGUCCCCACGGCAGCGGGUGCAGCGCUCACAGCCUGUGCACAUCCUUGCUGUCAGGCGCCUUCAGGAAGAAGACCAGCAGUUUAAGACCUCGUCACUGCCGGCCAUCCCCAACCCUUUCCCUGAGCUCUGUGGCCCCGGGAGCCCCCCUGUGCUCGCACCGGGCCCCUUACCUCCGAGCCAGGCCGCCGCGAAGCAGGAUGUUAAAGUCUUUAGUGAAGAUGGGACGAGCAAAGUGGUGGAGAUUCUAACAGACAUGACAGCCAGGGACCUGUGCCAGUUGCUGGUUUACAAGAGUCACUGUGUGGAUGACAACAGCUGGACACUAGUGGAGCAUCACCCGCACCUCGGAUUAGAAAGGUGCUUGGAAGACCAUGAGCUGGUGGUCCAAGUGGAAAGUAACAUGGCAACUGAAAGUAAAUUUUUAUUCAGGAAGAAUUACGCGAAAUAUGAGUUUUUUAAGAAUCCUAUGAAUUUCUUCCCAGAACAGAUGGUUACUUGGUGCCAGCAGCCAAACGGCAGUCAGACCCAACUUUUGCAGAGUUUUCUAAACUCCAGUAGCUGUCCUGAAAUUCAAGGAUUUUUGCAUGUGAAAGAGCUGGGAAGGAAAUCAUGGAAAAAGCUGUACGUGUGUUUGCGGAGAUCAGGCCUUUAUUGCUCCACAAAGGGAACUUCAAAGGAACCCAGACACUUGCAGCUGCUAGCUGACCUGGAGGAGAGCAACGUCUUCUCCCUGAUUGCUGGCAAAAAGCAGUAUGGUGCCCCCACAGAGCACGGGCUCUGCAUAAAGCCAAACAAAGUGAAGAACGAAGUGAAGGAGCUGCGCCUGCUCUGUGCGGAAGAUGAGCAGGGCCGCAGCUGCUGGAUGACGGCCUUCAGGCUCCUCAAGUAUGGAAUGCUCCUGUACCAGAACUUCCGGGUCCCUCAGCAGAAGAAAGGCCUGCUCUCGCCCUUCUCGACCCCAGUGCGCAGUGUCUCUGAGAACUCCCUUGUGGCGAUGGAUUUUUCUGGGCAAACAGGAAGAGUGAUAGAGAAUCCAGCCGAAGCCCAGAGCGCAGCCCUGGAGGAGGGCCACGCCUGGAGGAAGAGAAGCACACGGAUGAAUAUCCUAAGUAGCCAAAGUCCCCUGCACCCUUCCACCCUGAGUACAGUGAUUCACAAGACGCAGCACUGGUUUCACGGGAGGAUCUCCAGGGAGGAAUCCCACAGGAUCAUCAAACAGCAAGGGCUCGUGGACGGGCUUUUUCUCCUCCGUGACAGCCAGAGUAAUCCAAAGGCAUUUGUACUCACACUGUGUCAUCACCAGAAAAUUAAGAAUUUCCAGAUCUUACCUUGCGAAGAUGAAGGGCAGAUGUUCUUCAGCCUUGAUGACGGGAACACCAAAUUCUCCGACCUGAUCCAGCUGGUUGACUUCUACCAGCUCAACAAAGGAGUCCUGCCUUGCAAGCUCAAGCACCAUUGCAUACGCGUAGCCUUAUGACUUCCCACAUGCUCACAGCCAAAGCCCAGAGGAAGUCAACACUGGAACGAAGAAAAGGGCUGUGCGAUGGUUAAGAACACACUUCUAUUCUGCACCUUGGGACUUGGAGCGAGGUGGGUUUGUUCGGUGCCAAUCAAUCAAGAUCGACUAAUUUGUUGGACUUAACGAGAUUUGCUGCUGGGAAUCCAGCAGGAUCACCUCUCUUUGUGUUGGCCAAAUCGGGGAGGGCAUGAAAGAUCCAGUGCCGAUUUGAGAAUAAACUGGAAUGAUGGUCUUGGCUAGGCCACGCAGGAACAAGAACCGGAGAGAAGAAAUCAGAAAUGAACUCUUGCCCUGGAAUAAUCUUGACAAUUAAAACUGAUAUGUUUACUUUUUUUGUAUUGAUCUUCUUGCACUCCUUCUGUGUGUUCAAUAUUGUAUUCAGCCUAUUGUAGGAGGGAUGUGGCUUUUCAGUUUAUACAAGACGUAAAGAGUUUUGAAUGGGCAGACUCCAGACUGAACAUGGGUCCCCGAGUCUUUCCAGAGGGUGGCCGGUACCCUCUGCAGUUCGCCACAGUGUGGAUUCAGCGCUCAAAUUACAAAGCACGCCGAGUCCUUCCCAGCGUACUUGAAAAGCUUUUUUUGUUGUUUUUGGGGUUUUUUUUAAAAAUAAAAGGUGUCAAGUGCGGGAGGCGUUUGGUAUGUUUUGUGGACGCAGUCAAGCAACCAGAGUCUGUUAACCGAUUCUCUAUGCACAGAUGUCUGAUCCUGUCAUUAUUAGCGUCUUGUUCUCCACAGUGCAGGAGAUUUUAUUUCCUUGGAAAAUUCGGUGUUCCACAACAUGCAGGGCUGAAUGACCUCAUUCUGGGUUGAUACAGGCUGGCCCUCUUGAGAUGUACCCGGUGCCCAUUGUCUGCUGGCAGUGGACGCCACACAGUCCACUCGGGUAUACUGUCAGCCUUGCAUUUCCACAGCCUUCAGCCUGUUCUAGAACAAUCACUGCCUUACCCCUCUGUGGUGGCGUGAGUUGUUUCAUGGCUGGUCUCCCUCGGGGGAUUAAAGGAUCUAAAGAGAAAAUGAUACCUGGUAAGCUUUGUGCUGUGCCCUGUGUGUUUCCAUGGUGAUAGAGACAAGGAAACAUUGCAGAAGACUCAAGCACAGGCUGGCAUUUGAAGGUCUUUGCUUGACGACCUCCGUCCCGCUGAAAACCCUCAUAAGCCAGCACAUAUGAAGCAGCCCGAGGCUCCUCUGCUGGCUUAGGGUCAGAAGUACCUCACAGUGCUUGUGGACAUUGAAGAGUUUUAUCCACACGACACUUGCUUCCUGCUCCGGGAGAGGAGUCAGACCGUGGCUUAAGUUGUCACUCGGUCCCCUCUGCCCCCCAGGCCGUCCCCUUUGCCAUGUCCCCUUAACUGAAUUAUCAGAUGUGAGACUGGCCUUUUCUGUACCUUUGAUCUUUGCAAAGCAGGAAGGACUCCCUUGACAAGCGCGUGGACUGCUGUGGCGAGCAGGAUUCCCUUUUCUGAGAUGAUGCCUGCGUGGCUCCUCUGAAUCUGUGCUAGCCACUGGAUUCCCCAAACCUGACCCACUGAUUGGCUCCCUAAGGAACAGCAUCUCUGCUCUUCAGUUGAUGUGCGUAGUGUAGGGCAGACGCAUAAGGAGCUUCAGUAAGGCCUAUCAGCUAUAAUGAGUCUGCAGCAUAGAAACACUGUAUUUUAGUUUCCAGGCUAUACUCUAGUUGUUUUCCAUGAAAUGCCUACUUAUACAAAUGAAGAAUUUUCUAGUUAAACAUGUUUUAACCAUAAACGCUCAAUCGCAUUUUCUUCCUUUCGCAGCCAGUUAAUCUUUGGGACAGUUGACAAUGAGGUGACUCUCCAGUUCAUCCUGGCAGCACACUCCCACUGACCAUCAUUUUAGGGACAGAUACUUCAGUUAUACCGUGAGACCUUUUUUAUUUUUUCUCUUCACUUGUUUGAGGUGAAACCUCUAAAAGGAAGACAGUUCUAGGAUUUUUUUUUUCUGUUUACGUAGACCAGUCCCUUCCGUGUGACCCCUGCCCCACGCCUCUGCCAGUAGACAGCUAGUAUUUGCAGUAUUUCGUAUUUAUGAACAUGCGUUUUAUUUAAGGGGAGAACAGAAGCUUGACUCUGAUUCAAAAUUUUGUAUGUAGCUGGUUCGACAUAGUCUUUUGUACUUUUCCAGCCGAAGUGAAAUUGUUGGAGAAUGUAAGCCGCCUCUGCGCGGUCACAGACUUCCUAAGACACCCCGCUCGCUGGCCUCUGUGCUGGGUAGCUGGGAAUUCCAUCUAGAAACAGGUCCCUGGAGCCUGCGGGCAUCCAGCUCUGCAAACCAGGGCUGAAGGACAGUUGACUUUUAUUUUUGUAUUUAAUUGACAUGAAUGUAAAGGGGACAGCUCAGGGUUGUUUUGGAGCCUGUUGACUUUUUAUCUCUGCCUGUGAUUUUCGUUUCUAAAUGAAAACUCCAUGUAGCAACCUGGACUAAGUCGAGAAGGAAAAAAACGCCAAAUGCUUUGGGUAUUAAGAGUUUAAUUGGUAAGCUCUGUUCCAUUAGGUGUUAGCGUUCCAGAACGUUUUUUUUUUUUUUCUUUUUUUUUCUUUUGUUUGCUAAACCUUGAAGAAACAUGUGCCUCAGCCUAGAUGUUUUGUCUUCUCUUUUCUGCACUUAAUACCUGAAAGUGUGACCGAUUGCUGCACCUUUCCAAGGGUGGACUAGCUCAUUGUAGAAUUGUGAUGUCACAGUGCAAACGGCGGUGACCGUAAAAUGGCCUGAUGUGUAAACGUUUUCAGGGAAUGCGAAGUGUUGAUUAAGAGACAAAACCUUUAUUCAUGUGCUUUGCUUCGUUCUGUACAUAGCUCUUUGGCUUGUGAACCUAAUUGUAAACUUUCAGGUAUUUUUGUACAAAUAAGGGACUGAUGUUCUGUUUCUUGUAAUUAGAAAUAAACAUGAAUACAGUGUUCUUCAUUUUCUACUGCUCGUAA
Galeopterus variegatus (Sunda flying lemur) is the source of this 4930-nucleotide messenger RNA. RefSeq names its product growth factor receptor-bound protein 10 (gene GRB10). The transcript has 17 exons. The coding region runs from base 336 to 1952 and encodes 538 amino acids. Lineage: Eukaryota; Metazoa; Chordata; Mammalia; Dermoptera; Cynocephalidae. The record is from RefSeq and is a predicted model, not a curated record. Gene Ontology annotation, biological process: negative regulation of Wnt signaling pathway; negative regulation of insulin receptor signaling pathway; insulin receptor signaling pathway. Gene Ontology annotation, molecular function: insulin receptor binding.